Messenger RNA from Apus apus (common swift), 4528 nucleotides. It is a transcript of the gene TPM3, whose product is annotated as tropomyosin 3. The transcript has 9 exons. The record is from RefSeq and is a predicted model, not a curated record. Lineage: Eukaryota; Metazoa; Chordata; Aves; Apodiformes; Apodidae. Gene Ontology annotation, biological process: actin filament organization; muscle contraction. Gene Ontology annotation, cellular component: actin filament. Gene Ontology annotation, molecular function: actin filament binding. The coding region runs from base 69 to 1001 and encodes 310 amino acids.
GGCGGCGGUUCCGGUAUUUCAGGGCGGGUCCGCGGCGGCGGGCGCGGAGCGGGGCCGGGGGAGGCAGGAUGGCGGGGGCCACCACCAUCGAGGCGGUGAAGCGCAAGAUCCAGGUGCUGCAGCAGCAGGCGGACGACGCCGAGGAGCGGGCGGACCGGCUGCAGCGGGAGGUGGAGGCCGAGCGCCGCAACCGGGAGCAGGCUGAGGCAGAGGUGGCAUCUUUGAAUCGCCGAAUCCAGCUGGUGGAGGAGGAGUUAGACCGAGCGCAGGAGCGCCUGGCCACGGCUCUGCAGAAGCUGGAAGAGGCAGAGAAGGCUGCAGAUGAAAGUGAAAGGGGCAUGAAAGUCAUUGAAAACCGAGCUCUGAAGGAUGAGGAGAAGAUGGAACUGCAGGAGAUCCAGCUGAAGGAAGCCAAGCACAUUGCAGAGGAGGCAGAUAGGAAGUAUGAGGAGGUUGCUCGGAAACUGGUGAUCAUAGAAGGGGAUCUGGAACGUACUGAAGAGAGAGCUGAGCUUGCAGAGUCGCGUUGCCGGGAGCUGCAGGAGCAGAUCAGAGUGAUGGACCAGAACUUGAGGUGUCUGUCUGUUGCUGAAGAGAAGUACUCUCAAAAAGAGGAUAAAUACGAAGAAGAGAUCAAGAUCCUGACUGAUAAACUCAAAGAGGCAGAGACCCGUGCCGAGUUUGCCGAGCGGUCUGUGGCCAAGCUGGAGAAGACCAUUGAUGAUUUGGAAGAUGAGCUCUAUGCCCAGAAACUGAAGUACAAAGCAAUUAGUGAGGAACUGGACCACGCCCUGAAUGACAUGACUUCCAUUGCCCGAAGAGCCCUUCGUGAGCAGAGCCCUGAUGAGCUGGGACAUCUCCCGUGGUUCCCUCAGGUUUGUGUCACUCUGUUCUCUGCACAACAGCACGAGUGGUCAGGAUGGUCCAGACACCCCAAACUGCCCCAGCCUGUCCUCACUCUGUCUUCUCUGUCAGGGAUCCUCUCUGCUGGGUUUGGGUAGGGAAGGAAGAACCAUUCCCACCAGGAAUUUUCAAGCUUGGGAAGCUCUGGCAGAUGAUGGUCUGACUCUCCUGGGGUUUGGGGCAGGCAACUCUGUGCCCUGUAAGCACCAAACAAGGAACCAGAACUUCUCAGGAGCAAACCUGCAGCUGGAGGAAGGGGUCUGGGGUGGGGAAUGGGGUUUCUGUCACCAGUGUCUGGAGGUGUGAAGGUUUCCAGCCCAGCCUUCCAUUCCCAGCUCUUCCCAGGUGGAGGUGGCUCCCUGCCCUUGUGAAACAGCCCCUCUCUUCACAGGGAGGUCCUGUCACUGGGUGGCACCAUGUGGAGCUGGUGGCUCUGCUGUUGCAAGUGAUGUUAUCAAAGGCUGGGCUGUGCCAGGAGCUUUCCCUGCUCAUCCUGAUGAAGCUCCAUGCUGGGUGGUGGAUGGAUGGAUGGGUGGGUAGGUGGGUGAUGCAACUUCUGCCCUGGGAGGUUUGGAGAGGCUGCAGGUCUGACUGGAUUGCUGGGCUUGUGCAGGCUGGUUACCACCAGCUGGGCUGUUGACUCAGGAGUGCUGGGAAUGUGGAUUAGCUGACCAGGAGGCACAGGGCCUGGAGCUCCUGGCUUCGUGGGCAGCUGGGAAGGCUGUCCUGUGGGCUGGGUGGGGAAGAGAGCUGGCCCCAGCUGACCUAGCCAAGUGUUCUGUGUUGUUCCUCAGGCCUAGGAAGGGUCAUGCUAAUCCCUGCAGAUCAUCUGCUCCCUCCUGUGGGAGGAUCAUCAGGUCCCUGUCCACAAGCCUGGAGCUGGUGCACCAGCCUGCAGCCACUGGUGCUUCUCACUGCAGUUCACUCCCAUCCUCUGCCACUCUGGAGAGCCAGGAGCAGCCUUGGGGCUGGGGAUGGGCAUCAGGGGUCCAUCCUGCCUGCUGGGCAAGUGGAGCAAGUCUGUAGUAGCUGGUGUGCAAGGUGGGCUCUGGUGUAGGCCAGGAUGGGGUGUAUCUGCCCCCACACCACAAGGUCCCUCAACUUCUAGUUAGGUUGAAGUCGUUGGCUUCUCUGGCUGGUGCUUUGUCCCUUGGUGGCUUUAGAGAAGGGACAAUAAUCAACUGCUGCUGAGCAUGUGUGGUUGGUACCACCUUGGGCAGGAGUGGAGCCCCUGGAGGCCUGGGAGGCUGUGGGGACAGGAGGGGUGGGAGGUGAGGCUGGGAGAUGCAGAGGCAGCUUGUGCCCCCCUGCUUGGGUUGCUCUGGGCAGACACAGAAGAGGAGCCAGUGCUCCAGGUCCUCUGUCCUGUACACGAAGCAGAUCCUACCUUCAGCCCUGUCUGGGCUUGAUGGGCUGUUAGUGUGGCACAAAGACACGUCCUUGGAGGGGUGUCCUGCAGGUCAGCUGUGAGAUGCUGCUGUUCUCAGUUCUUCUGUCCUACUGUUAAGCCCCAUCAAUCCCACUCGGUGUGGUGGGGCUCUCUCUGGGAGGUGCCUCUGGUCAGCUGUGGUAGGACUGCUGCUUUCUGCAACCUGCUCCACAGGCUUAAAGGACAUCCCCAGUCUCUCUCCUUCCCCAGGCAGAGCCCAGCCCAGCCUGUAGGCUUUUCUUUGGGUCUUCUCUGCCUCCUUUGCCCUCACAAGCCCUUGGCAGCACCUCAUUUCUGCCUGCACUUGGCUGUCCUGUCAUCUUCCUGAGCUGAAAUGCAAGUUAAGAGUCAGACAAGCCUUUCUUCUCCCCAGCUGCAUCUGUGCUGUAACCCAGACCUGAUCCACGUGCUGUGGAGACAGCAGAUGAGAUGUUCUCAUCCUGGUGUCCUACUAACCUUCCCUUUCUGUCUCUCUCUUCUCCCCUAAUCCUGCUGCUGCCGUGUCUGUCCAGCCACCCUGAGAAAACCCACCUGCCCUCUCUGAGCUGGACUUAAUGCUGCAUGAUCUGUGUGACUGGGGGGGGAGGGGGGCACUUAAAUGCCAUUAAACAAGCUUAGUGCCACCACCAGGGCUGGGGGCCAGAGACAAACCUGCUCAUCCUCAUGACUGGGCAGACUUGGGGCUUUAACGCAGUCGCUGCCAUUUCAUGGGGCACCUGAAUUCACCCUCUAAUUCAGAGUGUGAACACUUGUUUUCCUCUUGGGGGUGUAACCCUCAGGUGGGGCUGUUCCUGGAGCAGCCUUGCUCACUUGUCCAGGGGCUCCAGGCUCCGUGGAGAGUGGCUGCACCCACCAGGAGAGGGCUUGUGGCUGCUGGAAGCUGCCUGUCCAAGCCCUACAACCUAAUUUGCUGUGAGCUGAGUGACUGUAGGAUCUCCUGCUGCAUGGACUGAAGGCUCCUAACAAGAAAUGACUGACCUUCUGGUCUGUAGGACACUGCACACCUGGAGUACUUGCCUGUGUAGUCGAGUCCUAACCUAGAAUCACAGCAUAUUAGGGGUUGGAAGGGACCUUCAAAGAUCAUUGGGUCCAGCCCCCCUGCUAGAGCAGGGCCAAAAAAUAAAGGGCAGGUUGCUCAGAAAGGCAUCCAGACAGGUCUUGUGGAGUCUCCUUCUCUGGGGACUUUCAACCUCUGGGCAGCCUGUCCCAGGGUCUGUAACCCUCCCAGGAAGAGGUUGUUCUUCAUGUUGAGCUGGAACAUUCUGUGGUCAAGCACAGAAAGAAGGUUUGGGGGAAGUGGCUGUUCCUGGGGCCUGAUCCUGGCAGAGCUGCUGAGCCCCAGCACCACUGGGGAAAGCUCAUGGACAUGGUGAAAGCAAAUCCCAAAAAUCCUCAGCAUGGGGCUGUGUCUUGAGCUUCUGCAGGGAAUCUUUGAAAGCUGCAGUUCUGGAGCUCUGGGAGGGCUGCUCCUGGCUCUGUGCACAAUUCCUGACCCUGGGGGGGUUGGGGAGUGACUUUGGGGAACUGCCUGUUCCUAAAGGACAUCUUUCUACAGCCUGGCUACCCUGGGGCCCAGCGUGUGGAUGUCUUCAGUGGCAUGGGUGGGCUGACCUUUGGAGUGAAGCCCACCUAGAGUGCUAGUGGCUGCUCUGAGCUCUCCUCCUGGCUUAAGGAACAUGUGAGAACUGCCUGUGGGCUCGGGCAGAGCUGCAGCCCCUCCUCCCUGUGUGCUCCCUGCCUGCCCCUCACUGAGAACAGCCCCUUCCUGCUCUCCUGAGCCACUGUUGUCUGCUCCCUGCUGCUGGGGGGUGACCCUCCUGGUGGCCAGCUUGGCCUCUCUGUCCUGUCCUGGGAGGGGGGUCACAUCCAGCUGUAAUUCCAGGGGCUGGUUUCCCAGUGUGUUUCACCUCUGCGUUGCUCUGGGGGGCCUUGCUGGGCCGUGGGGGUGACUGGCUGGAUGUGGGGAGCCCUGGGGGGCUGUGGUUGGAGGCACCUGCAUGGCAAACCACUGCCUGGCAGCCCGUGGUGCCCCCACCAGGGCUGCACCUGAGCCAGGUAACCCCAGAGCUUCUUGCUGCACCCAGCCAGGCACCCCCUGAGGACCUGCUGCCUGCUGGGCUGGGGCUGGUGUGAGCUUUCCCUGGCUGAGGUUCCUGGGGUGUCUGAGGGUGACUUGUAACUCUCCACUCUUGCUUC